Molecule: messenger RNA, 744 nt
Organism: Trichechus manatus latirostris (Florida manatee)
Lineage: Eukaryota; Metazoa; Chordata; Mammalia; Sirenia; Trichechidae
Product: trypsin-like
Exons: 5
Coding region: 1-744 (247 amino acids)
Biological process (GO): proteolysis
Molecular function (GO): serine-type endopeptidase activity
Source: RefSeq, a predicted model, not a curated record
AUGAAGGCCUUUACCCUCUUCAUUCUCCUGGGAGCUGCUGUUGCUUUCGCCACUGAUGAUGAUGAUGACAAGAUUGUUGGGGGCUACACCUGUGCAAAGAAUUCCAUCGGCUACCAGGUGUCCUUGAACUCGGGCUAUCACUUCUGUGGAGGCUCCCUCAUCAGAAACCAGUGGGUGGUGUCCGCGGCUCACUGCUACAAGUCCAAAAUCCAGGUGCGUCUGGGAGAACACAACAUUAAUGUCCUUGAGGGCAGUGAGCAGUUCAUUAACUCAGCCAAGGUCAUCCGCCACCCCAGCUACAACUCACAAACCCUCAAUAAUGACAUCAUGCUGAUUAAACUGAGCUCCGCUGCUACCAUUAACUCUCAAGUGUCCACAGUCUCACUGCCAAACUCCUGCGCCUCUGCGGGCACCCAGUGCCUCAUCUCUGGUUGGGGCAACACCCUAAGCAGUGGCUCCAACUACCCAGACCUCUUGCAGUGUCUGAAGGCCCCCAUCCUCUCUAGCAGUGUCUGCAGCAGUGCCUACCCAGGCCAGAUCACCAGCAACAUGUUCUGUGCGGGCUACGUGGAGGGUGGCAAGGACUCUUGCCAGGGUGACUCUGGCGGCCCCGUGGUCUGCAAUGGAGCACUUCAGGGCAUCGUCUCUUGGGGCUAUGGCUGUGCUCAGAAAGACAAACCCGGCGUCUACACCAAGGUCUGCAACUACGUGAGCUGGAUUCAGCAGACCAUCGCUGCCAACUAG